This is a messenger RNA of Penaeus vannamei (Pacific white shrimp), 809 nucleotides long. The record is from RefSeq and is a predicted model, not a curated record. Lineage: Eukaryota; Metazoa; Arthropoda; Malacostraca; Decapoda; Penaeidae.
AUGCACUCUGCUGAUGCAGUAGCACCUGCUGAAUGCACUGACCCAGCAACGCCUGCUGAAUGCACUGACCCAGCAACGCCUGCUGAAUGCACAGAUCCAGCAACACCUGCUGAAUGCACAGACCCAGCAACACCUGCUGAAUGCACAGAUCCAGCAACACCUGCUGAAGUUACUGGUCCAGCUACACCUGCUGAAGAAUCAGCUCCAGCUACAACUGGUGAAGGUAGUGACACCGCUACACCCGCUGAAGCAGUAGAACCAGCUACACCUGCCGAAGGUACAGAUUCAGCUACACCUACUGAAGGUACAGAUCCAACUACAACUGGUGAAGGUAGUGACACAGCUACACCUGCUGAAGGUGCAGAUCCAGCUACACCACCUGCUGAAGGUAGUAGCCCAGCUACACCCACUGAAGCAGCAGGUCCAGCUACACCUGGCGUUGCUUCUGGUUCAACCACACCAGACCCAAGUGCCCCUAGCGUAGAUGCAUCUGGCGUAGCUGUUUCUGAUUCAGUUGCUUAAGAUGUGGUAGCCUAAUAGCAGAUCCAGUUACAAGAGAUGCACGGAGGCGAAAUACACGAAAUAACGGAGAGAAUCAGAGUCCAUUUGCAUCCAUUUUGCUGUAGUUAACUUUGUGGUUGUUUAUUGCUUGUUGUGACUUACCUUCAUCACCUGGCGUCGUUCCUUAUACCGGAUUCAUGCCCUUCCCUAGUUCCUACGACAGUAUUCCGAAGUCAUUCCGCAUUUUAAACUCUUCCUGUGAUAAAUCUUGUGAUAAACGUUUCGUCGAUUUAAACAGAAAAAUCCAA